AUGUCCAAGAAGCUGAUUAACCCCAAUCCUUUUGGUUCCGCUGCCGAUGCACUGGUAUCGGAGUCAAGGAGAAGACAAUCAAAAAGAGACGAUGCUAUAAGAAGAAAAAUAGAGAAUGAUUUGAACAAGAAGAGAAAGCAAGGGGCCAAAUCAGCUCGCCAUAAUAAAGCUUCUCCUGGAACUGUUUUAUCCUUGAAGCCUUCUGAGCCUAUCAUUUGUAAAGCAACUUCAACGGUGUAUGAAGUGUCACAGCAAAUGACAGCAAGAAGAGAAAAUUGCGUAUUAGUUAUCAAUGCAGAGGGAGAAUUGCUAGGUAUAUUCACUGCUAAGGACUUGGCAUUUAGGAUCGUUGGCUCUGGAUUGAAUGCAAAUACAGUCACAAUCGAUCAAAUUAUGACUCCAAACCCCUUAUGUGCUAACGCCAAUGCCCCAGCAUCGGAUGCGCUUGAUUUAAUGGUCCAAAAAGGAUUCAGACAUUUACCUGUAUUGGACGACAACAACCAGAUAGCUGGAGUCUUGGACAUUACAAAAUGUUAUGCUCAACAAAUGGAGAAGUUGGAGCGAAUGUAUGCAUCUUCAAAGAAGUUGUAUGAGGCAUUAGACUCCGUGAAUUCGGAGAUGGGAAUGUUACAACAGCCUGCUCAAGUUUUCCAAUAUUUUGAAAACUUGAAGAAUAAGAUGAAUGGACCAACAUUAGAAAAUGUGUUGGAUUCAUCUACAGUCCCAAUAUAUACUAACGUGAAAGCAACCGUUUAUGAUGCGACUGUUUUGAUGAGAGAAAACCGAACUACUGCUGUUUUAGUGAAUGAUAUGCAUAAUGAAGUCUCUGGAAUUUUCACUUCAAAAGAUGUUGUCUUGAGAGUUAUUGCCGCUGGAUUAGACCCGAAAAAGUGUUCCAUAGUUAGAGUGAUGACUCCUCAGCCGGAUGUCGCUAAAGUGAGCUUGCCGAUUCAACAGGCUUUGAGGCAAAUGUUUGAAGGUCAUUAUUUGAAUUUGCCGAUAGUAGAUGAAGGAGGUAACAUAAUUGGAAUUGUUGAUGUUCUCAAGCUAACUUAUGUGACUUUGAAUCAAAUAAAACAAAUAGAGUCGACAGAUGAUAUUGGUGACUCAGAGGCUACUUUAACGACUCCAAAUGAGGGUCCAGCUUGGCAUAAGUUUUGGACUUCAUUAGAUAAUGAAGAUACUGAGUCUAUCAAUUCGGAUCCUAUUUCGGAAGGGGCUCCCAAUGUUACCACAUCUGAAUUACAAUCUUUCAACAUUGACAUAAAACCAUCUGAUUCCAUCUCAAAAACAGCCUCACCCAGCAAAACACUCCAUAGCAGGCAGUCUUUUUACAUACCAGAGGAGGUACCAUUCACAUUCAAAUUUAAAUCACCAGCUUUAGAGGGUCGCGUUCAUAGGAUAUCAUGCAAUUUUAAGGAUGGAUUUUUGGGCUUAAGAGACUUAAUUGCUGAAAAACUUCUCGAUAUAGAUUACGAAGCAUUAUCAUUGAAAAAGGGUGAGGAAGAAUUUGCUAUCAGUUAUGUAGACGAUGAAGGCGAUAUCGUCUCAAUAACUUCAGAUGCUGACUUAGUCGAUUGUAUCAAGAUAAAUUUACGGUUGAAUAACGAUAAAGCGGAUCUAUACAUCCACAAUUCGCUCAAGGCAGCACCGGUAAAUCCUUUAAAACUUCAGCAUGAUAAAAAGAAAACCAGUGGUCCAAAGGAAUUAAUACCUGGUCUUCCAAACGAAAUUUUGCUUCCUACGGCACUUGUAUUCUUGGCGUCUUCGUUCAUAGUUGGAUUCUCCUUGAGCAGAAAGUAG
This is a messenger RNA of Priceomyces carsonii, 1803 nucleotides long. RefSeq lists its product as uncharacterized. The coding region runs from base 1 to 1803 and encodes 600 amino acids. The transcript has a single exon. Gene Ontology annotation, molecular function: protein binding. The record is from RefSeq and is a predicted model, not a curated record. NCBI's taxonomy places the organism in Eukaryota, Fungi, Ascomycota, Pichiomycetes, Serinales, Debaryomycetaceae.